CGUGUUCCCAAGCGGAUCCAUUUUCAGCGGCGAUGCGGUGGGACGACCGCCGAACGCGGAUCGCCGCCGAGCUCGGUAUCGCCUGCUGCUUCCCGGCGACCGCGCAAACGUACCUCGACGAAGACAACGCUGGUAUUGUUGGCGUCUGCGUCGCGACGCCCGAUGGCGCGGAACUCCGCGUCUUGGUGCUGGACAAGGCGACCGUCGCCUUGCCUCCGGUUGGCAUCGACGCAUUCGAGCCGCCAUCCACCACCACCGACUGCAAUCUCGAGCGCAGCCUUGAGAAGGUGCUGUGCAUACCGCGCGAGGACGGCGCCAUCCAGGUCGCUUCUUCACAGACCGGCCAGUCGCUGCAAGGGUACCUGGACAUGUUCUACAGCAACGUGGCCAUCACGCCAGCCAGCCCUGCGUGGGCCAAGCAGCUUUCACCAAGGGCAUUUCCUCCACGCUACCGCAACUUGAUCCCGCUCCUCGGCGCGUUCGAGUCGCCGACGUCCGUCUAUCUCGUCUUGCCGUACGCAGCAACGUCGCUACGUGCGCACCUCCUCGCCCUGCACCAGCCAUGUAUGGACGAAGCGCGCGACGAGCACCAGCGCUUUCUCUUGUACCAGCUCGUGCGCGGUUUCCAAACGUCCCCUGCCCUCCCGUCGGUCGACUCCGAGUGGACCGACGUGGCCGACUCGACGCAACUGCGCUUUUUCCCAAUGCAUCCGUCGCGCACCGUCGACGACAUGGACCCUCGGUCGCUCCUCGAGCGGUGGCGCGUCGGUGACGUCUCGAACCUCGACUAUCUUUUGGCGCUCAACCACGCCGCUGGUCGCUCCAUGAAGCACCGCAGCGUACACCCGGUGCUACCGUGGGUCCUCGACUUUAACGGCCAGCACCGCGAUUUGACGCAGUCCAAGUUUCGGCUCAUGAAAGGCGAUGCGCAGCUCGACCAAACGUACGCGCACACGGGCCACCAUAUUCCCGAAAACUUGUCGGAUCUCACGGUCGCCAUCUACCUCGCCCGACGCCUGCCACUGCCGCUCCUCCAGUCGAUUGUACGCGCCCGCUUCGAAGCGAAGGAGUACCCGUUGACGAUGGCGCGCAUGUACGCGUGGUCGCCCGAAGAGUGCAUUCCCGAGUUUUUCCUCGAUGCGACCAUCUUUACGUCACGGCACGACGACAUGCCGUCGCUGGACCUCCACGGCAUGACGCCCGACGCGUUCUUACAGUGCCACCGCGCCGCGCUCGAGAGCCCGCACGUCUCGCGCGACCUCCACGCGUGGAUCGACUUGAAUUUUGGCGCCAGCCUCACGGGCGACGUCGCCAUCGCGCACAAGAACGUACCGCUGCGCGGCUUUGUGCAGCUGUUUGCAGCACCGCACCCGCCGCGGCAAGUGCCCCCGACGCCAAAUGCAAGCACGAGUUGCGAGCCAAGCGCAGCGCUGUUGAGCCAGUUGACCCAGGAGGCGUAUGUGCUAGCCACGACGACCAAGUCGCAGACCGUGUCCUCCUUGCGCAAGGCGUCUGAUUCUCUCAACUCGAGUGGCCGCCGAGGCCAGCCGUCGACGUCGCUGCCAUCGUCACCGUCGAUGAGUGUGCGCUCGCAGCGGGACACUGGUAGCUUGUCGUGGAUCAAACAGCUCGAGGCGUUGGACGACGACGACGCCGGAGUGUACGACGACGCGGCGCCGGCCGAGGUGUCGGACGACGUGCGACUGUGGGCGGUGCAGCCGCCUAUUCUCCUGCGCGACGACGCGAUCGUUGGUGCAUGCGACACGUCGACCUGGACGCAGUACGAAAUACGCUUGCGUCCGAGCUACCCGAGCGAUGCGGACGCGCCAGUUCGCCUCGCGAGCUUGGCUGCCGAGGUGUACUUGCACCACGCGCUCUUCACCCCGCCGUCGUACCACGCGUAUGUGGCGCUACGUGCCGCUAACACGGCGACGGCGUCGGCGAUGCUGCUGCUGUUGCCAGCGCUGCGCCAAUUACCGCCCGUGAUGCAGGCUCUCGUGCUCUCGCUUCUCGACCCAAAGUGUCCUCGCGGCAACUUUGUUCAAAACAUACUCGAAGGCGAGAUGCACCCGACUGACGACGCUCUGUACCGCAUGGCUCGUCGAUCCCGGGCGCUCUUUGCGCCGCAGUUUGCAGCCAUCUACGACGUGCUCGAGGCAUCGCCGACGGCCGAGUCCGUUGUGGCUCUCAACGAGUUGGCGAUGCGGGUGCCGACGCCGUUGUUUGCGCUCUUGGAGCCGCUACUGGCGCCGCUUUUAAGCGACGUGGUUUCGGCCGCAGACGUCUUUUCGACGCUCGUGGCCAAGCUCGGCAAAGAGGUGUCGUUGGCUCGGUACGAAGCCCGUAUCGUGCGGCUCUACGAAGGCUGCGUCGACGACUGCGCGCGCAUUUGGCUUCUGUCGACCGCGCCGGACGGACUGCUCUGGCUUCUCUGGCAUUCGUGGGGCUCGGGUUUUCUGCUCACUCACAUGGUGCCCGUGCUUCUCGAGUGGUGGCGACGCGGCAGCCUUCACGUGCGCUUGGUUGCCGGCUUUGCACUCGCCCAGCUCGCCUCGAGCCACAUGCUUGGCACGGCCUUGGCCGAGCAGCGCAUUUUGCCAAAGAUGCUGCAUGCCAUCAGUAAGCCCAAAGUUGGCGGCUGCACGCACGACCAGGACGCGUUUUGGCGUCAGCGGCACCCGCCGCACACAACGUCCAUGGGCAUCCUUCGCAUCGCGUGUGAGCUCGGGGACUUUGUCGUCUCGGCGGUGCUUUUACCGACGCUCUACGACCUCCUGGGGGCCCAUCUUUGCGCGAUCCAGCGCGAGCCGACCAAGGCGCAUGUGGAGCUGCAGCUGGAAGUCAUCGUCGUGUCGCGCCUCUUGCGUGCGCUGCUCGACUUGGUGCACGACUUUACGGCGUCGGUGCACGCGAUGGUCGCCCUCCUCGACCGUGUCUCGCAUCAACUGCCGCCACUCCUGGCAUGGACGGGCCUCGUUGAGCUCGUGCUGGCGCUGAGCGACAAGGUCGGUCCGACGCUCACCAAGCAGAGCUUGCAGCCGUCGCUCCAGGCGUGUGUUCUCUCGAUGCACUGUCCGUCGUCGCACUUGGCGCCGUUCCCGGCCCUCGAGAGCUGGUACCUCGGUGUCGGCGCGUGGCCGCCGAUCGAGCCGCUUCCGUCCGUGCUCUUCGAAGACGUGCAUUUAGCCCUCGACCUCUCGCUGCCGCGGAAGCUUCAAGACGCGGUGCAAACCACGUGGCAGCGAAGCCUCUCUGUGCCCAAGCCCAAGCGCCACAGCCGCAAGUGGACGCAAACGCCGUCGAGUGCGUUUUGGGAGGCCUCCAGCGUGCUCAACGCCCACAACGCGAGCAUCAAGAUGCUCACGGUACUGGACGGCGACCGGUGGCUCGUGAGUGCGAGCGCCGGCGGCUCGUGCAAGCUCUGGCGGCUCAGCGACAUGCACAGCCUCGGGCAGUGGAGUGUGCACGCGGCCCCGAUCACGGGCGUCCUACAUAUGCCGAGUCUCCUCCACCACUUUGUUGUGAGCGACCGUCUCAACGUCUUUUUGUACCAGGCGCCGACGCUGCAGUGCAAGUGGCAAAUGACGUUUCCGUCGCCGAUCGUGUGCACGCCGGUGGUCGUGCUCGCAUCGAUCGUCGUUGCGCAAGAGCCACUCACGCUGCACAUUAUGCGCCCGACAACGCGUGACGCGCCGAUCGUAUGGAGCGCGCCCCGGGUCCUCGGGACGCUCUCUACUGUGGCUGCGACGACCGACAACCGGACCCUCGUGCUCGGUGGUACGUCGGGAUAUCUGUGCUUGCUCGACGCCCGCACCGGCGCCGUCCUUCGAAUGUGGAGUGCCCAUGAUGGGAGGGUGCUCAAGCUCCAGCACGGACCGCCGCACCGUCUCUGGAGCAUCGGUGCCGAUCGCAUCGCUCAUCUUUGGGACACACAGACGUGGACAACGACGGCGACCGUCGCCAACUGGCCCGAUACGACGUUGGACCACACGGUGGUGACCGCCGACGCCGACCGGCUCGUGGUCGCAUCCGGUCUGCGUAUGGCAACGCUCGCAACGACCGACGUUGUGCGUCGUCGCACGCGUCUCGAACUCGAGACGCUCUUUGAGAAACAGCGCGACGGAAAGCUUCGAACGCCCAAGUGGAGCGUGCAAGCGAUGGCCCACCUGACGCUGCGGCCGUGCCUGAUUGUCGGCAACGAUGCCGGCGCCAUCAACCUCCUUCGCACGUCGCCCUAAGACCGUCAUGUGUUGUCGUGUUGAUCAAGCUCGUUUGUUUGUUUAUGCAGUAUAUAUAUAUAUAUGUAUAUAGAGGCAGAGCGUCGACGGCUACUGCAUAAAGUUGAACGAGUCUUGUGGCGUCGUCG
This is a messenger RNA of Saprolegnia diclina VS20, 4366 nucleotides long. RefSeq lists its product as hypothetical. The transcript is spliced from 8 exons. Gene Ontology annotation, molecular function: protein binding. The record is from RefSeq and is a predicted model, not a curated record. The coding region runs from base 33 to 4238 and encodes 1401 amino acids. Lineage: Eukaryota; Oomycota; Saprolegniomycetes; Saprolegniales; Saprolegniaceae.